Messenger RNA from Cadophora gregata, 1883 nucleotides. It is a transcript of the gene GPI16, whose product is annotated as Subunit of the glycosylphosphatidylinositol transamidase complex-like protein. Gene Ontology annotation, biological process: attachment of GPI anchor to protein. The transcript is spliced from 3 exons. NCBI's taxonomy places the organism in Eukaryota, Fungi, Ascomycota, Leotiomycetes, Helotiales, Ploettnerulaceae. Gene Ontology annotation, cellular component: GPI-anchor transamidase complex. The record is from RefSeq and is a predicted model, not a curated record. Bases 81 to 1838 code for a protein of 585 amino acids.
UGGCAGUACAGUAAAUCUUAUCAAGUAAACACUUCAAUGCGCCGCUCUUCAUAACACAAUUCUCCUCGGCGCUGGAAGCCAUGCGUCAAUUCCAGUCUCUACUGCUCGUUCUCAGCGUUCUAUUCCUCAAAUUUACGCCCUCCCAAGCUUCUGAUUACCAUGAACAACUCGUCCUACGACCUCUUCAUCCCUCCCUCCUUCUCGCAUCCUUCAACUUCCAGAGCAACACUACACUCGCAUCUUUUGAUCAGCAGAACUUCAGAUACUUCCCUAGAUCUCUAGGUCAGAUCCUACAACAUGCCAAUACGAGAGAAUUACAUCUGCGAUUUAGCUUAGGCAGGUGGGAUGCUGAGAGUUGGGGCGCGAGACCUUGGGGAGGGGCUAGAGAGGGUGGGACAGGUGUAGAGUUAUGGGCUUGGGUUGAAGCUGAGACGGAUGAAGAGGCCGAUGGACGGUGGUUGACUUUAACGAACGCGCUUUCUGGCCUCUUUUGUGCAUCCCUGAACUUCAUCGACUCGACGAGAACGAUCAGACCAGUCAUGUCUUUCCAACCAGCUGGAAACCAUGCAAACUCUACAGCAGAGAAUCUGCACCUACUGCAUGGGACUCUUCCAAGGGAAGUGGUGUGUACGGAGAACUUGACACCCUUUCUGAAGCUGUUGCCUUGUAAAGGCAAAGCGGGUAUAUCGAGUUUGCUGGAUGGGCAUAAGCUGUUCGAUGCAAAUUGGCAGAGCAUGUCAAUUGAUGUGAAGCCAAUUUGUCCUUCGGAUGGUAGCGAAUGUCAACUGCAGAUUACGCAGACAAUUGACAUGGUAUUGGAUAUCCAGCGGUCCAAAAGACCAAGAGAUAAUCCUAUUCCAAGACCAGUUGCAUUCGAAGAGCUCAAAUGCAACACAUCCAAGCCAUACAACUCCCACGAUACCUGCUUCCCACUGGAUACCUCAGCCCAGGAAGAAGAAUGGAGUCUCUCCCAAAUAUUUGGACAUUCCCUCAAAGGGCCUUGUCCCCUUGCAACUGACGGCAUAGAUCCAGUCUGUAUCAACGUCCCACACGCCCGCAACGUAUACACCUCACCCGGCGUCCAAGAACACAAAGACACCACCGGCCACAAGCGCUGCUUUCAACUCAACCCCGAAGGCGACUUCGAACUCGUCCUCCCGGAGCAAGACAUCUCCGAAAAAUCCCCCCUCGAGCAACCCCUCCUCUACGCCGAACGCUCGUUCAUCGGCUACGGCCAAGAACGCGGCGGCGUCCAAGCCAUCCUCACCAACCCCUCCCCCACCCAAUCCGUCGACUUCGUCUACAUGGAAUCCCUCCCCUGGUUCAUGAAGCUCUACUUGCACACACUGAAAGCCAAGAUCAACGGCCAGGAUAAGCCCGUCAUCCAGGAGAUGUACUACCGUCCAGCCCUCGACCGCAAGCGCGGCACCCAGCUCGAAGUCCGCAUCUUGAUCCCGGCCAAUUCCACCGUAGUCCUGACGUACGAUUUCGAAAAGGCGAUCCUCAGAUAUACCGAGUACCCACCAGAUGCGAAUCGCGGGUUUGAUAUCGCGCCCGCGGUCAUCACCAUCGGUGACGAUAUUAGUAUCCGCACCACGACCCUACUCCUACCUCUCCCUACACCCGAUUUCAGUAUGCCGUAUAAUGUGAUUAUCCUCACUAGUACAGUGAUGGCGCUGAGUUUCGGGUUCAUCUUUAAUCUGCUGGUGAGGAGGUUUGUGGGUGUGGACGAGGCGGAGAAGUGGGAUGUGAGGGCGGUGAGGUUGAAGGUUGUGGCGGUGGUGAGGAGGUUGGUGAGUAGGGUUGGGAAGAGGGAGAAAGUGGUAAAGAGGGAGUGAUGGUACUGUAGAUAUGUAAUGAAUAUAUUCGUAAAUUUGACCUGA